This is a messenger RNA of Myxocyprinus asiaticus (Chinese sucker), 11924 nucleotides long. Its product is annotated as abnormal spindle-like microcephaly-associated protein homolog. The record is from RefSeq and is a predicted model, not a curated record. Gene Ontology annotation, molecular function: protein binding. Bases 70 to 11733 code for a protein of 3887 amino acids. Gene Ontology annotation, biological process: spindle organization; mitotic cell cycle; establishment of meiotic spindle localization. Gene Ontology annotation, cellular component: spindle pole. The transcript is spliced from 30 exons. Lineage: Eukaryota; Metazoa; Chordata; Actinopteri; Cypriniformes; Catostomidae.
UUCUGUGCAGCUCAGCAGCGUUGACACAUGGAUUUACUAAAUCGCCGUUGAUUUGUAUUUGUUAUAAACAUGUCGUUUAAAGCAGUGAAAGCGGAGUGUUCGGAUUUCAGUCCAACAUUUAAUUCUCAUAGUAGUCGCGCUAAAACCGACAAAGAAAACAACUCUUCAAUACCCGUCCUGAGUUUGGUACAGUUUUCAAGAGCUCCUUUCGUGUCAUUUGGGACGAUCAAGUUAGGAUCGUCAAAAUCUCUGCCCUUACGAAUCGAAAAUCCCACCGAGGAUGCAACAACGACAGUCAGAGUGGAUAAAAUCUCAGCAUCCAAAGGCUUUUCAAUUGAUCAGACUUAUUUUACAAUACAGCCUGAGGACAGUGUUAUUUUAACUGUCACUUGGACACCAGUUGAAGAAGGUGGGGUUCGAGAACUCCUCACCUUUGUUGCAAAUGGCAUUGUCAAACAUCAAGCAAUACUGCUUGGAAAAGCAGAGGUGACAAAAAAGAAAAAGAAAACCCUAUGGGAUUCAAUUAAAUCCAAGAGGGGGUUUCCUGCACCCUCAAAAGAAAAAAAAGUGGCUUCGAUGUCAAUAAAGGCAGCGAACAAGACAUUUCACGUGUCUCGCCAGUCGCAAUACAGCAAGGGUAGAACAUCAAACCCAUUGUCACCAUUAAACCAGGAAAUGUCUGCCAAUGGCGGUAAUGUUGUCGUUGUGAACACGCCAUUGUCCUCUCCAUACAUUUCAAAACCGGCCUUUGUAACAGAGGCUUUUGAUGAUCUGCAUUUACAAAAGAACUCGCCUGUUGUCGUUUUAGUAUCAGCUGACAAAUUGCUUGGUACACCUGAUAAAAAGGAUGCGCCUUGUUCACGUAAAGCAGAGUGCAAAGAGAUCACAAGGGUUUUGAAUAAAACACUUUCUCCUAUUAGCACCCCAGAGAGGUUUAGAAAUGCAUUGGCAUUGCGCAUUCAGAGUCCACUUCCUGUGAUUGAAAAAUGUACACAAGAUGAACGGCAAGAACCAGAGAAACCAUCUCUGUCUGUGAAAGAUGCUCUCGAUGUUAUAGGAUCAAAUCUUUCGCAUGCAGUGAGCCCUCCAAAUGCAUGCUCAAGCUUUGACUUUUCUGAUUCUCUUGAGUUUGAAAAGCUGGAUCCAGAAUCUGUUCGUGAAACAUCAUUUAGAGCCACUGUGGACAUUUCCCCACCAGUUAAAGCUCCUCACCCGAGAUUGACUUACUGUGUGAAACCCAACAAAGCCAUAGGAACAGAAUCAAAUCAUGACCAAUUUUGGCUCAAGACGUUACCUUUAAACACCUCUACAGUGACCAAGUUGAAUAAAGUGGAUUAUGCCAUUGAGCCUGAAGAUUUGAGGCCCACGAAGGUUCCUAUUAAUUCUACCACAGUGACCAAAAGCAAGGCAGAAGUCUCUGAGAGUCCGGCCUUGCGUAAAAAGAAGACCUCCAGGCGAAGACUCCUAGAGAAGACUGUGGAGCUCUCGGAACCUAGUAAUGCAGAAUCCAACACAAGCUCUCCGGAGAGCAUCUCUGCUCUACCCAUCAUUCACUCUGAUUCGAGUUCAGAUGUAGCCACUGAAUCCAAAACCCCUGUAACUUUAAUGCAGGUUACAACAGAGAAGCCAACCUUGUAUUUAUCUCCUUGUUCUGAACACAUUUUGUCAUCCAUUUCACCCAUACGUUCUCAGCCUGAAGUUUUGCCUUGCUUUAGUCAGACUCCAACAACAAGUCUGGAAUUGGCAAUGGAUAAAGUCUCUGACAAAGUGCCUUCAGGUCUUUGUUUGGAUCAGUUUCCUGUGCAUUGCAAGACAUUAGUGCCGAGUAAAAAAAGAAAAAGUGAUGAAUUUUUGAGAGAUCACUCCGAAGACACAUCAACUUUCCAAGCAAAAAAGUGCCGUGCCCAGGCACAUGCAACAGAGCCUAAGAAGGCGAGCCGAAAGAAAACGUUCACUUCAAAGUCUACGUCUGGACAGCAACAUCGAAAACCUAUAGCUCCACCAAGCUCAAGAAAGUUCACAAAACCUCCACCUAAGACAUCAUGUCCAAAUACCAUUCCAAAUGACGGUCCAUCUGUGAAGUCACUCAGUAACUCGACCCGAAAGCCUGCAAAGAUAGUGGCUGUGGCGCAGGCCAAACUGACCUUUAUGAAACCAACCCAGACAGCCAUACCAAGGCAUCCAAUGCCAUUUGCUGCAAAGAACAUGUUUUAUGAUGAACGAUGGAUUGAGAAGCAGGAAACGGGCUUCACCUGGUGGAUGAAUUAUGUUCUCACUCCUGAUGACUUCAAAGUUGCUACUGAAGUUACCAAAGUUAAUGCUUUGUCCUUAACUAUGGGAAAUGAAAAAUUCAACAUCCCCAAGGCACCAACAAAGGAGGAGAUGUCUUUUAGAACAUACACAGCCCGUCAGAGACUAAACCGUCUACGGAGAGCAGCUUGCAAGCUUUUCACAUCAGACACCAUGGUGAAGGCCAUCCAGAGACUGGAACUUGAGGUCGAAGCCAAGAGGCUUCUUGUGCGGAAGGACCGGCAUCUCUGGAAGGACAUAGGUGAGCGUCAAAAAGUUCUCAAUUGGCUUGUAUCAUACAAUCCACUUUGGUUACGAAUCGGACUUGAGACAAUCUAUGGAGAGCUGAUAUCACUUGAAAGCAACAGUGAUGUUAUGGGACUGGCCAUGUUCAUUCUUGGACGUCUGCUCUGGAAUCCAGACAUAGCCGCAGAGUUCAGACACCCUAAAGUUCCCCAUUUGUACAGAGAUGGCCAUGAGGAGGCGCUUUCUCGCUUCACUCUAAAGAAACUUAUUCUGCUGGUCUGCUUUCUGGAUAAAGCCAAAGAGUCCAGACUGAUUGAGCAUGAUCCUUGUUUGUUCUGCAUGGAUGCUGAAUUUAAGUCAAGUAAAGAUCUGCUCCUGGCUUUCUCACGAAACUUCCUCAGUGGUGAAGGGAUUUUGUCACGUCACGUCAGCCACCUGGGCUUAGCGGUGUCCCACGUUCAGACACCUUUGGAUGAGUUCAACUUUGCAGUGAAGAAUCUUGCUGUUGACUUGAGAUGUGGCAUUCGUUUGGUGCGUGUCAUGGAGCUCUUCACACUGGACUGGACUUUGUCUAGAAAGCUCCGGAUACCUGCUAUUAGCCGCCUGCAGAAGGUGCACAAUGUUGAAGUUGCACUGCAGGUGCUGAAAAGCAAAGGUGUAGACCUUAAAGAUGAGCAUGGAACGACCAUUGACUCCAGAGACAUUGUGGAUGGACACAGGGAAAAGACCCUGAACCUUCUGUGGAAAAUCAUCUUCACCUUCCAGGUGGAAGUGCUUCUUGAUGAGAAUAAGCUCAAAGAGGAAAUCAGUUUCCUUCGGAAAACCUGGAGAACAAAACAGAAGUUGGCCUCACUAAUGGCUAACAAAUGUGUUGUGUCGAGAAUGAAGGCCAGACAACCUUUUGAACAUCCCAGCCAGAAAGUAACACUGCUGUUGGACUGGGUCAAUGCUGUUUGUGAGUUCUACGAUUUAAAGGCUGAAAACUUUACAGUGUCAUUCUCAGAUGGUCGUAUUCUUUGCUACCUCAUUCAUCAUUACCACCCCGGUCACCUCCCUGCUGCGGAAAUUCAACAGAGAACGACACAGACCAUAGAAUGUGGUCAUCGCGGCAGAGUGGAGCUUAAUUACUCCUCUAGCGACUCUGACAGCUCCUUUGAUAUCUUGCACACGAUGCAAGCUGAAUCCCUGUCAGUGGACUUCAGAGAGCUUCUUGAGAAUGAAAGAAAUAAUUUUCAUUUAGUGAACAGUGCUGUUUCUUUUCUUGGAGGAGUCCCUGCCAUGAUAAAUCCAGAGGAUAUGUCCAACACAAUCCCAAAUGAAAAGGUGGUCACAUGUUACCUCUCCUUCCUUUGUGCUCGUCUCCUGGAUCUCCGCAAUGAUACUAGAGCAGCCCGUGUCAUCCAGGGCGCAUGGAGACGAUACAAGCUACAGAAAGACAUUGAGCUUAUUCAGCAAAAGAACCUGGCUGCCAGUAAAAUCCAGGCACUUGUGCGGACGUUCAUUGUGAGAAAAAGGCUGAUCCGACAGAAAAAGGCAGCUGUCAUGAUCCAGGUCUUCUGGAGAGGAUACGCUGCACGAGAGAAGUUGAGAGUGCUAAAACAAGAGAGACAUUUUGCCAUUCAAAAUGCAGCUGCAACUGUAAUUCAGAAAAAAUACAAAGCUUGGAAUAUUCAAACUCUCCUGAAGAAAAAUCAUGCUGCUUCUCUGAUCCAAGUGGCAUUCCGGAAGUGGCAUGCAAAAAAAGUGAUGGAAAGAAACACUGCGGCCUUGCGGAUUCAAUCAUGGUACCGAAUGCAGUGUGGUAAAAAACAUUACCUUGAGAUGAAAAGCAAAGCAAUCUGUAUUCAAGCAUGGUUUAGAGGUCACUGUCAAAAACGCAAGUUUGAGACAUUAAAGAAAAGGCAUCAUGCUUCAGUAGUCAUUCAGAGUGCAUACAGGUCCUACCUUGUGAGGCAACAGAUAUCUAAAAUGAAGCAAAGUACAGUCUUGAUUCAGAGGUGGUUUCAUGCCUGCAUGCUUAGGAAAUCAGAGCAAAAGAGGUAUCUGGAGCUUAAAUCUGCAGUUACCACUCUGCAAUCAGCUGUCCGUGGAUGGAAGGUCCGCAGAACAGUUGCUCAACGCCAGCAAGCUGCACUUCUGAUUCAAAGUGCUUUCAAGAGGCUUUUGGCUCAAAGGCACUUUAUGUCUUUGAAAAGAUCGGCCAUCAUUCUACAACAGAGAUACAAAGCUAAAUUACUUGGAGUCAAGAUAAGACAGGAGUAUAUUGCUCUUAAACUCGCCUCAGUAACAAUCCAAGCAAUGUGGCGAGGACGAGCUGAGAGGAGGAAGAUCGAUCAGCUCCACACAUGCGCCAAGAUCAUUCAGUCACACUAUCGUAGAUAUGUGGCUCAGACACAGUUUUUGGAAAUGAAACAGGCUGCCAUAGCCAUUCAAAGACAAUACAGAGCUCUCAAAGAAGGACAGAAAGUGUACGCAGAAUACACUGAAAUUAAAAGAGUGGCCAUUGUGCUUCAGAGUGCUUAUCGUGGCAAGAGAUUACGACAAGAGCUGCAGAAGAAGAACAAAGCAGCCACUUUGAUUCAGUCAGCGGUGAGAGCGUAUAGUUGCAGGCAGAGGUACUUUGCUCAAAAAAGUGCUGCUAUUACCAUUCAACGAAACUAUCGGGCUUUUGCGCUUGGACAGUGUCAAAGAGACCAUUUCAUCCACUUGAGGCAGGCCACUGUAACACUCCAGGCCAUAUACCGUGGCUCCAAAGUGAGACGAAAUCUAAGACGUGAGCAUCAAGCUGCUACUAUCAUUCAAGCUCAGUUCCGAAUGCAUAAAGUACGCGUGGCCUUUCUUGCUGCAAAGUGUGCAGCUAUCGUUAUACAGCAACAAUACAGAGCAUACAGAAUUGGAAAAUGCACGCAAGCUACAUACAUGCAGAUGAAAAAUGCAGCCGUUGUGCUUCAGAGUGCUUAUCGUGGUAAGAGAUCACGACAAGAGCUGCAGAAGAAGAACAAAGCAGCCACUUUGAUUCAGUCAGUGCUGAGAGCUUAUAGUAACCGACAGAGGUUCUUAGCUCAAAAACGUGCUGCUAUUGUCAUUCAACAAAGUUAUCGGUCUUUUGCACUUGGACAGUGUCAAAGAGACCAUUUCAUUCACUUGAGGCAGGCCACUGUAAUGCUCCAGGCCAUAUACCGUGGCUCCAAAGUGAGACGAAAUCUAAGACGUGAGCAUCAAGCUGCUACUAUCAUUCAAGCUCAGUUCCGAAUGCAUAAAGUACGCGUGGCCUUUCUUGCGGCAAAGUUUGCAGCUAUCGUUAUACAGCAACAAUACAGAGCAUACAGAAUUGGAAAAUGCAUGCAAGCUACAUACUUGCGGAUGAAAAAUGCAACCGUUGUGCUUCAGAGUGCUUAUCGUGGCAAGAGAUUACGACAAGAGCUGCAGAAGAAGAACAAAGCAGCCACUUUGAUUCAGUCAGCGGUGAGAGCGUAUAGUUGCAGGCAGAGGUACUUUGCUCAAAAAAGUGCUGCUAUUACCAUUCAACGAAGCUAUCGGGCUUUUGCGCUUGGACAGUGUCAAAGAGACCAUUUCAUUCACUUGAGGCAGGCCACUGUAACGCUCCAGGCCAUAUACCGUGGCUCCAAAGUGAGACGAAAUCUAAGACGUGAGCAUCAAGCUGCUACUAACAUUCAAGCUCAGUUCCGAAUGCAUAAAGUACGCAUUGCCUUUCUUGCAGCAAAGUUUGCAGCUAUCGUUAUACAGCAAAGGUACAGAGCAUACAGAAUUGGAAAAUGCACGCAAGCUACAUACAUGCAGAUGAAAAAUGCAGCCGUUGUGCUUCAGAGUGCUUAUCGUGGCAAGAGAUUACGGCAAGAGCUGCAGAAGAAGAACAAAGCAGCCACUUUGAUUCAGUCAGUGCUGAGAGCUUAUAGUAACCGACAGAGGUUCUUAGCUCAAAAACGUGCUGCUAUUGUCAUUCAACGAAGCUAUCGGUCUUUUGCACUUGGACAAUGUCAAAGAGACCAUUUCAUUCACUUGAGGCAGGCCACUGUAAUGCUCCAGGCCAUAUACCGUGGCUCCAAAGUGAGACGAAAUCUAAGACGUGAGCAUCAAGCUGCUACUAUCGUUCAAGCUCAGUUCCGAAUGCAUAAAGUACGCGUGGCCUUUCUUGCGGCAAAGUGUGCAGCUAUCAUUAUACAGCAACAAUACAGAGCAUACAGAAUUGGAAAAUGCAUGCAAGCUACAUACUCGCGGAUGAAAAAUGCAGCUGUUGUGCUUCAGAGUGCUUAUCGUGGCAAGAGAUUACGACAAGAGCUGCAGAAGAAGAACAAAGCAGCCACUUUGAUUCAGUCAGUGGUGAGAGCGUAUAGUUGCAGGCGGAGGUACUUUGCUCAAAAAAGUGCUGCUAUUACCAUUCAACGAAGCUAUCGGGCUUUUGCACUUGGACAGUGUCAAAGAGACCAUUUCAUUCACUUGAGGCAGGCCACUGUAAGGCUCCAGGCCAUAUACCGUGGCUCCAAAGUCAGACGAAAUCUAAGACGUGAGCAUCAAGCUGCUACUAACAUUCAAGCUCAGUUCCGAAUGCAUAAAGUACGCAUUGCCUUUCUUGCGGCAAAGUUUGCAGCUAUCGUUAUACAGCAAAGAUACAGAGCAUACAGAAUUGGAAAAUACGUGCAAGCUACAUACUUGCAGAUGAAAAAUGCAGCUGUUGUGCUUCAGAGUGCUUAUCGUGGCAUGAGAGUGCGGCAAGAGCUGCAGAAGAAGCACAAAGCAGCCACUUUGAUUCAGUCAGUGUUGAGAGCUUAUAGUAACCGACAGAGGUUCUUAGCUCAAAAACGUGCUGCUACUAACAUUCAAGCUCAGUUCAGAAUGCAUAAAGUACGCAUUGCCUUUCUUGCAGCAAAGUUUGCAGCUAUUGUUAUACAGCAAAGAUACAGAGCAUACAGAAUUGGAAAAUGCAUGCAAGCUACAUACUCGCGGAUGAAAAAUGCUGCUGUAGUAAUUCAGUCAGCAUUCAGGGGAAUGGAAGUUCGAAAUCAUUUGCGAAAAACGCACCAAGCUGCAACAGUGAUUCAGGCAAAUUUCAGAGGGCGUUCCCAACUCAAAAAGUACAGAAGACAGCAGUGGGCCACACUGGUUUUACAACAGCGAUUCAGGGCAAUCGCGACAAAAAAUGCUGCCAUGAAACAAUAUGCAGCUAUGAAAACUUCUUCACUGUGUAUCCAGUCAGCUUUCCGUGGAAUGAUGGUUAGGAAGCAGAUUGCAGAAAAGCACAAAUCUGCAAUAAUUAUCCAGAAGACCUACAGAGUGUAUAAACAACGCCGUGAUUUCCUUUCUCUCAGAAGUGCCACCAUCCGUAUUCAGGAACGGUACAGAGCAGCUUUAAGUGCAAGGCAACAACGUAAAAGGUAUUGCUGCUUGCGAGCAGCUGCCAUCACUUUGCAGUCUGUGUAUCGAGGAAAGAAGAUAAGAAAUGAGAUCAAUAAAAGACAUAAAGCGGCCACUGUGAUUCAGGCACAAUACCAAAUGUAUAGAACUAGAGUGACAUUCCAAGCCAUGAGACUAGCUGCAAUGGUCAUACAGAGACAAUACAGGUGCUAUCUACUCAGAAGAGAGGCAAGGGAGAACUUUUUGCAGCUGCGGCGUAGUGCAACAGUAAUUCAGGCUGUUUACAGAGGAAAUCGUACACGGCGUGAUAUUGCUAAAAUGCAUUUUGCUGCCACAGUCAUUCAAAGGAAGUACCUUGCCUACAAAGAAAGGAAGUGCUUUUUGUCCAUCCGAGCCGCUGUUGAAUUCUGUCAAAGGCGCUAUCGAUCCAUUUUGGUAGCAAAACAAGAUCGGAGAGAUUAUGUUGCUAAACGGCACGCUAUUGUUGUAAUCCAGGCAGCUUUCAAAGGAAUGAAGGUCCACCAACAGGUCUGCAAAGAACGUGAGGCUGCAACAAUCAUUCAGUCCCAUGUUAGAAAGCACAUCCUCAAGGUGCGCUUCAAGAGACUUUGGUGGGCAGUUAAAGUUGUUCAACUGCGUUUCAGAGCUAACAAAAUAAUGAGGCAAGAGAUGGCAGCAUUGAAAGAAAAGAAGAAUGCUGCUGUGGUUCUACAAGCAGCAUAUCGUGGCAUGAAGUUCCGACAGACUUUGAAGCAAUUGCAUCAUAGUGCCACCGUCAUCCAGACAACUUUUAGGGGUUGUAGUGCUCGUAAGCGUUAUUUAGCCCUGAAAAAUGCUGCCAUUGCUAUUCAGCAAAGAUAUCGUGCCAGACAGCAAAGAAAGCACUUUCUGGAAAUGCGCCAUGGUGCACUUCUUAUGCAAGCAUGGUAUAGAGGUUAUAAUGUUAGGAGGACUCUACUACUUCAGCAUCAGGCAGCUGUCUUGAUUCAGUCUUAUUUUAGAAAACACAAAGUGAUGGUUAAGUACCAGGCCAUGAGAUUGUCCGCUAUCAUUAUCCAGAUCCAUUACAGGUCAUACAUCCAGGCUAGAGCAGAUCGGGAGAACUAUCUACGGUUGAGAAGGUCUAUCAUAGUCAUUCAGGCAGCUUUUAGAGGACUCUCUGCCAGGAGACGAUUAGAGGAAAUGCACAAAGCGUCCAUUAUCAUACAAGCUGCAUUCCGAAUGCACCAGCAAAGGUCUGCAUUCAACAGACAGUCCUGGGCGGCCAGGGUUCUCCAGCAGAGGUUCAGAGCUUUGAAACUCCGAGACGAGCAAGUGCAGAGAUACCAACAGGUGAGGAAUGCCGUAAUAUGCCUACAGAAGUCUUUCAGAGGCAUGAAAGGAAGAGAAUGUGCCAGACGAACAAAAGCUGUAAGAACCAUCCAGUCCUACCUGAGGAUGUCUGUCCAACGACAGCGUUUCCUGAAAGAAAAGGCUGCAGCAAUUGUGAUUCAGUCUGUGUACAGAGGUCACCGCACCAGAGUUUCGCAUGCUAAGAUGCAAGAAAGUGCAGUGCUUAUCCAGAAUUGGUAUAGAUCGCUUAAACUCAUCCUGAAAGAACGGAAUGGAUUUGUAGCUCUUCGGCAAGCUACGCUCACCUUGCAAUCUGCCUUGCGUGGAAUGCUGGCGAGGAGGCUUGCAAAACGGAGGCGCGCUGCAAUCAAGAUUCAGUCUGUGUUGUGCAUGCAUGUACACCGCAAGCACUACAUGACACUUCGCUCAAGUGUUGUGAAGCUGCAAGCACAUUACAGAAUGUUUGCGGCCCAAAAAAGAUACCACAGAUGGCAGGCUGCAGCUGUUACUCUGCAGAAGCAUUACAGAGCUCAUAGGGCAACAAUAGAGCAGAGAUGCCGUUACCUGAAGAAAAUCCAAAGCAUAAAGAUCCUACAGGCCAGAGUGCGUGGAAGCAUUGAGUACAGAAGAUUUCAAAGAUUGAGGACAAGUGCCAUCAUAAUUCAGGCACAGUAUCGAGGAGUGAUUGAGAGACGCAAGUUUCAGCAACUGAAGGAAUCUGUUUGCGUUAUACAGAAGCAUUAUAGAGCUUUCCAAAUCUGUCAGAGAGAGCGUGCACAGUUCCUACAACUGCGAAGGUCUUCUGUUUUGAUACAAACAGCAUUUCGUGCUUAUCAAACAAGACAACAUGCUGUGCAAACACAAGCUGCCUGGAAAAUUCAGGCCUGGUUCAGAGGACGCCAAGCUAGGCAAAGGUACAUAUUAAAACAGGCUGCUAUUGCAACCAUUAGACGAUGUAUUCAAACAAGACACCAACGUUCAAGAUUUCAAGCCAUUCAGCACAGUGUCCGGAUCAUUCAACAAAGAUGGAGGGAAACUCUGAUCGCCAGGAAACUGCGAGCUGACUUCAUGACGUAUAGAAAGUCUGUUAUAUGUAUCCAGGCAUUAUGGAGAGGCUCAAGGGUUAGAUAUUCCAUUCAAAAGCAAAUAAAAGCUGCUGUGAAGAUACAAUCAGCCUUCAGAGGUUUAACCCAAAGACUACACUAUAAACAGCAGAGAGCCUCUGCCAUAAUUCUACAGCGGCAUUUCCGAGCCUUGCAGCUAGCCAGAGUCGAGAAAGAGAAUCUAAGACGACGAUGGAAUGCUGCUGUUUAUCUGCAGUCUUUAUGUCGUGGUUGGCUCACAAGGAAACGGAUAAAAGAAACGGUUUGUGCUGCAAGACGUCAUCAUUUCACUGCUGCUGUUUACCAUCAUCUCUGCGCAAUAAAGAUUCAGAGAGCCGUUCGUGCACACUGGGCUCUUAAAUCAGCCAAGAGGCAGAUCUCUUUGGUCCUUUACAUCCAGCAAUGUUUUAGAGCAAAGCUGCAGAGACAGAGAUAUCUUAAAGACAGACAGGAUAUCAUCACAGUCCAGAGAAAAGUGAGAACUUGGUUACAUUGUCGCAACCAAGCUGCCACUACUAUCCAACAUGCAGUCAAGAGGUUUCUUCUGAGAUGUCGCAUGGAGAGGCUGCAGCAAGGAAUAAUAAAGGCGCAGGCACUCUGGCGGGGACACUGUUCAAGAAAGCUUAAUGACUCAAGCAAAGUCGCCUCUAUCAGGCAACGUUUCAGGGAAGUAAAUCGGAUGGUUAAGGAAGAAGACAAGCUGUGUAACAAGACCACAACUGCACUGAGUUACCUGCUUGGAUACCAAAAUUAUGCAUACAUUCUUGCAGCCUUAAAACAUUUAGAAACAGCCACCAGACUUUCACCAGAAUGCUGUGAACGACUUGUUGAAAGUGGAGCCACGCACACGGUCUUCACUUUGAUAAGGAGCUGCAACCGAAGUGUGCCUUCAAUGGAGAUCAUCACCUUAUCCAUCCAAAUCCUUCUCAACUUGUCAAAAUACAACAGAACCAUUGAUGCCGUCUAUGAUGUGAACGGCUCUGUAGAAACUCUACUGGAUCUCCUGCAGAUCUACAGGGAGAAGGCUGGCGAUAAAGUUGCAGAUAAAGGGGGCAGCAUCUUUACCAAGGCUUGUUUUCUCUUGGUUCUGUUGGUCCAGGAUGAAAGGAGAGCAAUGGAGGUGCGAAAGCAGCCCAAGACUUCAGAUCGCAUUCGCAGCAUCUAUCGGCUCACGCUUCGAAAAUGCAAGAUGGACGCAGAGAGGUCCAGGGUCAAGCAGAAAAUGAAUGCCACUCUCAAUGGAAGUUUCCUUCAAGCCACCCCUCGCAAAUCAAAACCAAUGGCCAGAUUUGCUCCAGACUGGGUUCUGCGGCGUGACAAAAUGAAGGACAUCGUGGACCCUCUUCGUGCUAUUCAGAUGCUUGCUAACGCUCUUGCUCUAGUGCCUUGAAAAUAUUUGCAGCAAAUAAAAUAAUGAACCUGUGUGCUUCAAAGUGUAAAAAAGUGUUGGAUUUUAGCUCCAAUUUUGUGUAGCCAGUUUGCCUUGUACAUAUGUAACAUUUUUAUAAUGUGUAAAAUUUUAUCUCCUUUUUUUUGUUGGGGAGGGUUUUAUUGGUGCAUUUAUAUAUAUAUAUAUAUAUA